UAUUUCGGGGAAUUAACUGACCCAAAAUAAGGGAAAAGCAGCAGCAACAUAGGAAAACCUUUAACCAAACCCCUUGUUCUCUUUCCCUUAUUGCUUCCUCCAUUUUUUAAAGUGUUAAGCAGAAAGCAGGGAGGAAGAAGGCAAAUAAUUUCACAUCUUUAGCCCUGAUGUUUGAGGUAUGGUAUUUCUUAUUGGGGGCUGCUAUUCCUACCAUUGUAGCUGGUCAAGCUUACAGAAUUAGGAGAAGUCAUGCUGAGGAGCAGAGAAUUAAGAGUGCACGAGGCAGGGAGAAGAGUACUGAUGAUAUUUUUGUGUGCGAGAGAGUCUGUACGUCGAAGAGAAUGUUGAAGAAGGUGGGUGCAUUUUCCAAGGAUCCAAUUCCUGAUACUUGUAUUACCGUUUGUGGCUUAUCGGAACUGGAUGCUUGCUCUGACGCCUGUGCUCGCACCGUAUGUGUUAACCAGCACCAAGUGCCCAACUGGAAUGAUGUCUGCCUCAGGAGAUGUCAAAGUGAAUGCCUCAAACUUUCCUCCUCUCUCCCUUCAUAGUGUACUUGUUUUUCAUCCAUAUGGAUUUCUUUGCCAAACUUGUUAAACGCGACCGUUCUCAAGCUCUAAUGGUUAAAUUAUAUGCUUUUAAUUUCA
Molecule: messenger RNA, 644 nt
Organism: Capsicum annuum
Lineage: Eukaryota; Viridiplantae; Streptophyta; Magnoliopsida; Solanales; Solanaceae
Exons: 2
Coding region: 168-548 (126 amino acids)
Source: RefSeq, a predicted model, not a curated record